Messenger RNA from Truncatella angustata, 2937 nucleotides. RefSeq names its product KH domain-containing protein. The record is from RefSeq and is a predicted model, not a curated record. Gene Ontology annotation, cellular component: cytoplasm; nucleus. Gene Ontology annotation, molecular function: mRNA binding. Gene Ontology annotation, biological process: nuclear division. NCBI's taxonomy places the organism in Eukaryota, Fungi, Ascomycota, Sordariomycetes, Amphisphaeriales, Sporocadaceae. The coding region runs from base 1 to 2937 and encodes 978 amino acids. The transcript has 5 exons.
AUGCAAAAACUUGCCAACAUGCGUCACUGGCCUGAGAGGAUGAGUCCCAACUUUGGCAUGUCACCAAGACAGAAUAUGGGCGCCGCAGCUCUAAAUCCCCACCAGAAGGCGGCAGCUUCGGGCGCUUCACCGUUGAGUCCCUCGCCUGCCGCGGAUACCACGAUACACUACUCCUUCAACGUACCUUUUGCAUCCGAUCUGGCUGGCCCGAAUACGGAAGAGAUCCUGCAUGCCACCGGCGACUCGGUCAUGCGAUGGACGCAUCCAGGAGACGCCCCGGACGACGUGCCCGUUUACGACCUGCCCGUCCACGCCCAGAACGUCGCCAACCUGCGGAAUAUGUGUGCAGAUCUGACAAAGGGCCCCUUGCCGAUCGAGGCUUAUGUCGUGUCAACAACCCCGAGUCGUGCCAAAGCACGGCAGAUCACAACUGUCUGCCUGACUGGUCCUCCGGAGCUCGUACACAAAAGUCGAGAGACUAUUUUGAAUGAUACCCCAUUAGCUCUGCGUUGUACCACCGUUGACGUCGAAUACGGUCUUGUCGUUGAUGCCAAAGCUGGCGUUCUCACCAAGAGAGUCACCGAUGCUCUUGACGCCUUUGCUAAUUAUUGCGGAGUUGAUAUAUUCAUACUUGGGCCCAAGCUCACGCCCAUGGUCGAUGGCUUGAAUGGCGACGUUGAAGUCAUUCGGGACCAGCGAUGGCGCGUAGCUGUCUAUGGCGACAUUGAGUCUUCGGAGCACGCUAAGACUCAGGUCUUGAUCUUCAUCGACAAGUUGCUUGGACGAACCGUUGACGUCAUGCGUAUCGAGAGCAGCUUGCAUCCAAUCAUCUGCGGGCGAUCAAGGAAGAACAUCAAGCUCAUCGAAUCGGCCACCAACACCGCUAUUUAUUUCCCGCCGUUUGCCCAGCCCUACCGUUAUUGCCCGCCUAACGCGCAACGACGGAACCCCGAGGAGAUAUACAUCACUGGCGAGAACCCCCAAGGUAUUGAAUUGGCGAAGCGAAAGAUUCAUGACCUCGUUACUCGGACAAACUUGUUCAUGAAGGAUUCCAUCGCUCCUCCUUCCAAGAUUGACAUGGUUCUCCUUGGACGCAUGGAGAAGGUGCGCAAGAUUAUGGAAAACAAUGGCACUUACGUUAUGUUCCCUCCUUUGGCAUCUCAGCGCAACACGAUUCGGGUUCAAGGCGUUGAAGGUCUGCAGAUCGAGCGGACCAUGAAGGAAAUCAUGCAUCUGGCCGGCCAAUACUACUUCGCUACUUGGUGGAUUCAGCAGCCUAGUGCCUCGCAGCUACCCAGCCCGCAUGAUAUCCGCACUAUGCUGGGUGAUAUCUGUGCCAAUUCAGAUGCUGACAUUUCUUUCGACAAGGCGACUUUCACCGUCACAGGCUCCGACGAUGCCGUCAAGGAUGCUUUGCGAGUGUUAGCACAAAUCAAGUUUGUGACCCAGACGCAGCAUCAAAUUAGGGUCAAGAUUGAGCUAGCCAAUGAACACAAGGAGUUUGUGUCUGGAAAGAAGAACGGCAAAAUCAACAAGAUCAUGACUCAGAGCAAUGUUCAAAUCAUCUUUGACAGCUUCAGGGAAUAUAAUUUUGACAUUGAUGUCAUUGCCCCCAGCUACGAGGCAAUGAAGCAGGGUUUGGGCCUUGUUGAACAAGAGAUGCCUGCCUCGAUUUCUUUCCACGUUCCCGACCAGUACCAUAAGCGCAUUAUCGGCAUUGGCGGUCAGCACAUCCAGCGCAUCAUGAAGAAGCAUUCCGUCUUCGUCAAAUUUUCCAACGCCAUGGAUCGUGGUGGUAUGGGCCGCGAGGACGAUGAUGUCAAAGUCGACAACGUGAUCUGCCGUACUCCUGCGCGCAACGCCCAGAAUUUAGAACUAGUCAAGUCUGAGAUUCUGGACAUGGUUGACCGCGCUCAUUCCGAGUUCACUUCUCAGGUCGUCAAUGUGGACCGCCUGUACCACCGCCAGUUAAUCGGUCGCCUUCCGGAGAUCGAGGAGCUUGAAAAGAAGUGGAACUGCAAGAUUGUCUUCCCAAGCACCGAGCAGGCGAGUGACGAGGUUACUGUCACCGGUCCAGAGUGGCAGGUUCCUCUUUGCGCCGAUGAAUUCUUGGGUAUGGUGCCUGAGACACACGAACUUGUCCUCGCGCGAACUCCUGCCCUAGUCAAGUUCCUCGAAUCUCCAGAAUUCGUCAACGAGCUUGUCACCAGAUUGAAAACUCAACACGAGGUCACAGUGGAAGUCCACGAGAAUCCGGAGGAAAAGACGGAGGAUGGCGGUCGUACAGUAACUCUUUUGUGGAAACUGACCCGCAACAACACUGGUGGUCUUCGCGACGCCAUCGACUUUUUGCAAGCUCAAUUUGCUGCAGCUAGCAUCGAGCCUGCUGUUGUCAAGGGCGCCAUUCCCCGGCCCAAGUCGGACUCUUUUGAAGACUCUCUUCAAUAUUUCGAUUCCAAGCUGCUUCAGCAUGCCCCUGCUUCUGUUGGUACCGAUUCACCAACAAAGCCGGGCUUCGGCGAGGAAGUACAAUCCCGCAGCAGUACCUUGCUCGACAAGCUCAGAAAGCCUGCUCAGCUCCUGUCAUCGCUUGACCGCAGAAAGAACAGCUCUCACUCGGUCAAUACCUUAUUCAAGGGAUCAGCCAAUGUUUCAAAGUCAUCUUUGAUCUCAAUUGAAUCCACUCGCAGCUUCAAUGCUGACAGAAACCCCUGGAACGAUAGCGGCGUCAAUCUGACUGACGACGACAACAUUUGGGGAAGUGGCCAUUUUAGCAGUGGCUUCACCAGCAAAUUGACGCCUCCCAGCAUUUUACACGGUGGCGGUGAUGUCACCCCCCGACAUGGUCCACGUGGCUCGGGCGACAGUGGCCGGCCUUCCACUUCUCAUUCAACAAAUUCUGGAUACCCCGGUCCUAUUGGUGGACCUUUCCGUUAG